Clupea harengus (Atlantic herring) is the source of this 4440-nucleotide messenger RNA. RefSeq names its product NCK-associated protein 1 (gene nckap1). NCBI's taxonomy places the organism in Eukaryota, Metazoa, Chordata, Actinopteri, Clupeiformes, Clupeidae. Gene Ontology annotation, biological process: cell projection assembly; cortical actin cytoskeleton organization; cell migration. Gene Ontology annotation, cellular component: SCAR complex. The record is from RefSeq and is a predicted model, not a curated record.
ACCUAGAAAAAACAGGGAGUCAGAGGAGGGGAGUGAGGAGUUGACGAGGAUUUUAGCCCAUAAUAUGGGCAAAUUUUAACACUAAAACACAUUUGUCUGCUUCUUUCUUUUGUAACACUACAUCGAGUUUUUCGAUCGGUUUGGAUUCGUGGAGGAAAUUAGCUAAAUUGUCAGCAUGUCGCGAGGUGUGUUACAACCUAGCCAGCAAAAGCUGGCGGAGAAAUUGACCAUUUUAAACGACAGGGGCAUCGGGAUGCUCACCCGCAUCUACAAUAUCAAAAAGCAAGGACAAGUUUGGAAGGCAUGCGGGGACCCCAAAGCGAAGCCCUCGUACCUGAUCGACAAAAACCUUGAGUCUGCGGUGAAGUUCAUCGUCCGAAAGUUCCCGGCCGUCGAGACGCGUAACAAUAACCAACAGCUUGCACAACUACAAAAAGAAAAGUCUGAAAUACUAAAGAAUCUAGCUUUGUACUACUUCACAUUUGUGGAUGUUAUGGAAUUUAAGGACCAUGUUUGCGAACUGCUGAACACUAUUGAUGCUUGCCAAGUAUUCUUUGACAUUACUGUAAAUUUUGAUCUCACAAAAAACUACCUUGACUUAGUUGUGACCUACACUACAUUAAUGAUACUGCUAUCCCGGAUCGAGGAACGCAAAGCGAUCAUCGGCCUGUACAACUACGCACAUGAAAUGACACAUGGCUCAAGUGACAGAGAAUACCCCAGGCUUGGACAGAUGAUCGUAGACUAUGAGAACCCAUUUAAAAAGAUGAUGGAGGAGUUUGUCCCUCAUGGAAAGUCCUUGUCGGACGCCCUGCUCUCUCUGCAGAUGGUGUACCCUCGCCGCAACCUGUCCGCCGACCAGUGGAGGAACGCCCAGCUGCUGAGUCUCAUCAGCGCCCCAAGCACCAUGCUCAACCCAGCACAGUCAGACACGAUGCCCUGUGAAUACCUGUCCUUGGACGCCAUGGAGAAGUGGAUUGUUUUUGGGUUCCUGCUGUGCCACGUCACUCUGAACAACGACCCUGCAGCUCUCAGCCUGUGGAAGCUGGCCCUGCAGAGCAGCACCUGCCUCUGCCUCUUCAGAGACGAGGUCUUCCACAUCCACAAGGCCGCCGAGGACCUUUUUGUCAACCUCCGCGGCUACAACAAACGUGUGAAUGACGUCCGAGAGUGCAAGGAAUCAGCCGUUUCUCAUGCGGGUUCCAUGCACCGAGAGCGCCGCAAGUUCCUGAGGUCGGCCUUGAAGGAGUUGGCCACGGUGCUUGCCGAUCAGCCUGGCCUGCUGGGCCCUAAGGCUCUGUUUGUUUUCAUGGCUCUGUCCUUUGCCCGGGAUGAGAUCAUAUGGCUACUAAGGCACGCGGACAACAUCCAGAAGAAGAGCACAGAUGAUUUUAUUGAUAAGCACAUUGCAGAGUUGAUCUUUUAUAUGGAGGAGCUCAGGGCCCACGUGCGCAAGUAUGGCCCCGUCAUGCAGCGAUACUACGUACAGUACUUGUCUGGGUUCGAUGCCGUGGUCCUGAACGAACUGGUCCAGAACCUGUCUGUCUGUCCCGAAGAUGAGUCCAUCAUCAUGUCCUCCUUUGUGAACACCAUGACCUCCCUCAGUGUGAAGCAAGUGGAGGAUGGAGAGGUGUUUGAUUUCAGGGGCAUGCGGCUGGACUGGUUCAGAUUGCAGGCCUACACCAGCGUCUCCAAGGCCUCGCUGGGACUCGCCGACCACCGGGAACUGGGCAAGAUGCUCAACACCAUCAUCUUCCACACUAAGAUGGUGGACUCGCUGGUGGAGAUGCUAGUGGAAACCUCCGACCUCUCCAUCUUCUGCUUUUACAGUCGUGCGUUUGAGAAGAUGUUCCAGCAGUGCUUGGAGUUGCCGUCUCAGUCCCGCUACUCCAUCUCCUUCCCCCUGCUCUGCACACACUUCAUGAGCUGCACCCACGAGCUCUGCCCAGAGGAGCGGCACCACAUUGGCGAUCGCAGCCUGUCCCUGUGCAACAUGUUCCUGGACGAGAUGGCCAAGCAGGCACGCAACCUUAUCACGGACAUCUGCACAGAGCAGUGCACGCUCAGUGACCAGCUCCUGCCAAAACAUUGUGCCAAAACCAUCAGUCAGGCCGUGAACAAGAAGUCCAAAAAGCAGACGGGGAAGAAAGGCGAGCCCGAGCGCGAGAAGCCCGGCGUAGAGAGCAUGAGGAAGAACCGGCUCCUGGUCACCAACUUGGACAAGCUGCACACUGCUCUGUCGGAGCUGUGCUUCUCCAUCAACUACGUGCCCAACAUGGUGGUGUGGGAGCACACGUUCACCCCACGGGAGUACCUCACCUCCCACCUGGAGAUCCGCUUCACCAAGUCCAUCGUAGGCAUGACCAUGUACAACCAGGCCACGCAGGAGAUCGCCAAGCCCUCGGAGCUGCUGACCAGCGUGCGGGCCUACAUGACGGUGCUCCAGUCGGUGGAGAACUACGUGCAGAUCGACAUCACCCGUGUCUUCAACAACGUGCUGCUGCAGCAGACCCAGCACCUGGACAGCCACGGAGAACCCACCAUCACAAGCCUCUACACAAACUGGUAUCUGGAAACACUACUGCGACAAGUGAGCAAUGGACACAUAGCCUACUUUCCAGCAAUGAAGGCCUUUGUCAACCUCCCUACAGAAAAUGAACUGACCUUCAACGCAGAGGAGUACUCUGAUAUAUCUGAGAUGCGGUCGCUGUCAGAGCUGCUGGGGCCAUACGGAAUGAAGUUCCUCAGCGAGAGCCUCAUGUGGCACAUCUCCUCCCAGGUGGCUGAGCUCAAGAAACUGGUGGUGGAGAACGUGGAGGUGCUAACCCAGAUGCGGACCAGCUUCGACAAGCCUGAGCAGAUGGCCGCCCUGUUCAAGAAGCUCUCAUCGGUCGACAGCGUCCUGAAACGAAUGACUAUCAUUGGAGUCAUCCUCUCAUUCCGUUCACUGGCUCAAGAGGCUCUCCGAGACGUGCUGUCCUGUCACAUUCCUUUCCUGGUGAGCUCAGUGGAGGACUUCAAGGACCACAUUCCCCGGGAGACGGACAUGAAGGUGGCCAUGAACGUGUACGAGCUCUCGUCUGCUGCCGGCCUGCCCUGUGAGAUCGACCCCGCACUGGUGGUGGCGCUCUCCUCUCAGAAAUCUGUUGUGCCAAUCAUAGAGAACAUCAGUCCAGAGGAGGAGUACAAGAUCGCCUGCCUGCUCAUGGUCUUUGUGGCCGUGUCCUUGCCUACCUUGGCGAGCAACGUCAUGUCCCAGUACAGCCCCGCCAUCGAAGGUCACUGCAACAAUAUUCACUGUCUGGCUAAGGCCAUCAACCAAAUAGCUGCUGCCCUCUUCACCAUCCACAAGGGUAGCAUCGAGGACCGACUGAAAGAAUUCCUUGCUUUGGCCUCCUCCAGUCUACUGAAGAUCGGCCAGGAGACCGAUAAGACCACAACGAGGAACAGGGAAUCGGUGUACUUGCUCCUUGAUAUGAUUGUGCAAGAAUCUCCGUUCCUCACGAUGGAUCUGCUGGAAUCAUGCUUCCCUUACGUCCUGCUUAGGAACGCAUACCACGCUGUCUACAAGCAGUCAGUGUCCGCUUCUGCAUAAGAUGCCCCCACCCCUCCUCCUCCUCCCUCGCCUGGUGAACCCUUGGCAUGUCGAGCGGGCAGCGUGGCUCCCAUUCCAUAGACCCGCGUAGUCUUCUUUUAACAUUAUAGUCUUAAGGCUUUUGUGGGAUCAGACCUUUCAUAAAGAAAAAAAAAAAAAAAACAGCAUCACGAACAAAAAAAAUAAACCUUAAUUGUAUAAACAACCUGUUUAUUGAACAUUGAAGGUAAACAAGUUUGGUUGUCAGGGACUAGUGGCACUACUAUAAAAAUGAGUUUUUUGCGCAUUUUUGUUUCUCAAUUUGAAAUGGAAAAGAAAUCUGUAUUUGUGUGUGUGUUUGGGAUGGGUUGGGGUGAAAUCAUAAGUAAUCUACAUCAUGCUAAAAAAAAUGCUUGUUUAAUGACAGAUGCCUCUAUGAUACACAGUGAUUCUUUUAGAUGUCGUUAUAGAUUUAAUCUGUGUGGGUUACGGUGUGCUUUUCUUUCUGUGAAUUUGCAUUUUAUUUUUACACUUUGUGUUCCUUUGAAUUAUUUGCCAAAAUAUUGAAAUAAUAGCAUCUCAUUUGGUUUGAAACAGCAGAAUUGUGGUUAACUACAUGUUAUUAAAAAAAAAAAAAAACAACCAGUAGUGUUGUUUGUACAAAGCAUAGUAUAAUUUUUUAACUAACUCAUAAUGCCCAAUUGGCAUUACCACUCCAGUGUACCUGUCUAUGCGGUAUAAUAAACAUUCGUAAAUAUUUAUUGAAUGUUUAUCAGUUGUUCUCCCCUAACCAGUUUUAUAUGUUUUGAAUUUUUGGAAAUGACCAUGUAUCUUCCAUAACAUGAAUAAACAUCAGGUCAUAUGCA